Messenger RNA from Sporothrix schenckii 1099-18, 225 nucleotides. RefSeq lists its product as uncharacterized. The record is from RefSeq and is a predicted model, not a curated record. Bases 1 to 225 code for a protein of 74 amino acids. Lineage: Eukaryota; Fungi; Ascomycota; Sordariomycetes; Ophiostomatales; Ophiostomataceae. The transcript has a single exon.
AUGAGGAAAGAGAGAAGAAGCAGAAACCCCGGAAAAAAGGAGGCGGAAACGGGUCGCUCUUUCUACUUUUUACGACCGCCAGCUCCUUCCUUUGAAGGAACAGCAUCUGACAGUCAGCUCGUAGUGGCCAUGAGCUUCCAACGGAGCCGGGAAGCAGCUACCGGAGUCGGCGCUUGGCAUGCGUUGCCGCACCUGUCCAGCAUCGACGAUCGUGACGAAAAUUGA